This is a messenger RNA of Neurospora hispaniola, 597 nucleotides long. RefSeq lists its product as uncharacterized. Bases 1 to 597 code for a protein of 198 amino acids. Lineage: Eukaryota; Fungi; Ascomycota; Sordariomycetes; Sordariales; Sordariaceae. The record is from RefSeq and is a predicted model, not a curated record. The transcript has a single exon.
AUGCUUCUUAACAAGCUUAUUGUUCCCUUCUCCGCUUUUGGCCUUGUGGCAGCCAACACGAUCACCUUCGUCUCCCUUGACGAACAUAAUCGCACAAUCUUUUCCAAGCACAAGACUAAGUGCACAAAUGACGACCACGGGCUUUGCAACGAUGUCAGCCUUGCAGACAUUGCCCCGGUCAAUGUCCCUGGACUCGCUCAGAUCGACGUCCAGCUUCCCUCGGGCUGGGAAGGCAAUUUCUAUUCUGUCCCGGGCGGUACCCCGGAUCGCACUGGAAUGCUGGCCGAGAUUCGGUCGCAGGGCUUCGAGAAUGGAAGCUACUACGACGUCUCAGCGAUUGAGAACCCCAAUGACAACGUCGGAGUGAAGCAGUUUUGGCCUGCUCACGACCCUAACGCUGAGGUCAGCGGGUGCAUUCAGUUCCCCUGCCCCUACACCUACUAUCAUCCCAACGAUCUGCAGACGAAACCGGCCACCUGGUCCGACAAGUUCUAUUGUACCCUUGGGAACGCCGAUCUGUCAAAGAACCCGCACCUGGCUCAAUGGCACAUGGUUUACGACCACGAGAAGAAGAAAUGGGCUCCUCUUUCUGCGUAG